Ruditapes philippinarum (Manila clam) is the source of this 1053-nucleotide messenger RNA. RefSeq names its product high-affinity lysophosphatidic acid receptor-like. The transcript has 2 exons. Gene Ontology annotation, molecular function: G protein-coupled receptor activity. The coding region runs from base 1 to 1053 and encodes 350 amino acids. Gene Ontology annotation, biological process: G protein-coupled receptor signaling pathway. NCBI's taxonomy places the organism in Eukaryota, Metazoa, Mollusca, Bivalvia, Venerida, Veneridae. Gene Ontology annotation, cellular component: membrane. The record is from RefSeq and is a predicted model, not a curated record.
AUGGACAAUGUCAGUGAAAGUUUAUCUCUAACAGAAAGUGCUGUUGUAAGUGCUUUCGCGUUGCUUUUUAUGUUCCUUAGUCUCCUUGGUAACACGUUAACAUGUCUUAUUGUGUAUCGGAAGAAACCAAUGAGAUCGGCCAUCAAUCUUCUAUUGACUAAUAUAGCAAUGUCGGACGUUAUCUUGACAACAACGGUGACUCCUUUUCUAGUGUACAGCCUGCUCAAAACAGAAGUUUCUAUCUUAGGAGCAUGUGUUACAUUGUCAAUGCUCAAAGACACUUGUAUCUGCGUUGCCAGCUACACACUGCUUGUUAUUAGCGUGGACAGAUAUCUUAUCAUAGUGCACAGACGUGACAGACUGUGCUCUAAAGUUGCUAGAAUGGUUAUAUUCAGCAUUUGGAUAGGGUCGGUAUGCAUGAACAGUCUACAGUUUUUAAGUUUCAUAGGAGAAGACUACGAGACUUUUGACAACAUAUUUUGUAACAGCAAUCGUUCUCUUAAAGUGUCAAACUAUAGAAUAUUUUAUACAAACAUAUUGUUGUUGAUAAUAUUCUAUAUCCCAGUGGUUGUGAUGUUUUAUCUGUAUGCCUCAAUCUUGAGAACAGUUCAAUUGACUUCUAAACGAAUACACAAUCAUUCCGGAAGCUCUGUGAGCAUUUCUGUGACGCAGUACAGCAGUAAGCUUGGUUUGCCUACGGUAGCAGUACCGUAUAGAUUUACCGGAGAUUUUAACGCUAAACGAAAAGCAUUCGGAACCAUUCUGAUAUUGUUCGUAACGUUGUUCUGUUGCUGGUUACCUUACACAACAAGUCGAGCAAUCUCGGGCUUCUAUACACACAGACUCACAGACAUCGUACUGCUUACUUUAGGUUUUCUUAAAAGUGCACUUUAUCCGGUAAUAUUCUGUGCAAGGAACAAAAAGUUCAGAGUUGCGUGCAGACGUUUUUUGCCAAAUCAGAUUAGAAUACCAAAGUCUUGUCUACAUCGAAAGCAAAGACGGGUUAAUCCUAGAAUUUUGUACAAAUGUUCCGAAUAUGAAACAAGAUUCUGA